Molecule: messenger RNA, 522 nt
Organism: Sphenostylis stenocarpa
Lineage: Eukaryota; Viridiplantae; Streptophyta; Magnoliopsida; Fabales; Fabaceae
Source: the annotation of a GenBank genome assembly
AUGAUAUUACCUAAUGGUGCCAAAACACAAAGUGGAAAGGCCGAGUGGGUAGUUCAAGAUGAACCAGGUGUGUACGUAAGUUUGUUCCCCCAGCCAGGUGGUGGUAAUGAGCUUAAGCGUGUUCGCUUCAGCCGAAAGCAUUUCACGGAAGAACAAGCUGAGAAAUGGUGGACCGAAAAUGGAACCAAAAUAUUGGAGCGGCACAAUGUAGUUGCUUUAUACAUAGCAAGGCACUGCACUUUACAUCCUUGGCUGUAUGAGCGUUUAAUCGUUGGUCCCUUUUACCAUUCUGAUAUUCAAUACCUUUGCAAAGAGGUUGUUAUUGGCAAAUGUGGGAAAAAUGGUGAUGACUACUCAUGUGCAUCUUCAUGGGAGCAAGUAGCAAAAGUACAAUACAAGAACCUGCACUCAAAUACAACAUUUUUCUUCCUCAAGUUCCAUGUCUUCCUAGAACUCACGGUCUUGUCUCGAGUUUUUUUCACUUCACCCUCCUUGUGUGCCCCUCAGGAUUUCUGCUAUUGA